GAAACAGCAGUCGGCCGUUCGUCGCUCUCCGCCAAGAGUAGUCUGUGUGCGCUGCCUUUUAGGAGAAUUUUACAGUGGACAUUUCGAUAUAUUACAGGACAUGAGUGACAGCGAGGAGAGCCUGAAGGGGGAGGCGGUCCCGGAGGAGCAGGUGGAGACGCUGGAGGUGCCACGGGAGGCCAAGGCGGUGCCAGUGUCCAGCCGCGUUCUCAGGAGGAUGGAUGAAUUCAGGGCCGGAGGAAGCAGUCGAAUGUGGUGGACUGUGUUCUGGGUAUUCGUGGCGGCCGCCGUGGGGUCGAGGCUGCACUUCAUCACAAUGCCUUACAAAGUCGUGUGGGACGAGGCGCACUUCGGCAAGAUGGUCAGCUGGUAUAUCAACAGAACCUUCUUCUUCGAUGUCCAUCCCGUGGGAGGCAAGCUGCUCCUGACGCUGUUCGGCUACCUGGGGGGCUACAACGGCACGCACUCCUUCGAGUCUCCUGACAAGCCCUAUGACGGCUAUGAUGGAAUCAUGGCCAUGCGGGUGGGAUGUGCGUUGAUGGGCGCUGCGUUGGUGCCUCUGGGAUUCCACAUCGUUUGGACGCUCACCAAGUCCCUUCCGGCGUCGACCUUCGCUGCCGGCCUCAUCACCUUCGAGGUUGGCACGAUUACGCUCAGUAAGUUCAUUCUGCUGGACCCGCUUCUGCUGUUCUUCAUCAUGGCUUCUUUUCAUGGCUUCACCUUCAUGCACGAAGCAGCUGAUAGGUCCUUUUCGAAGCAGUGGUGGUUCGCCUACCUUUACACAGGCGCGAUGCUGGGUUGCGUAAUGAGUGUCAAGUUUGUAGGCCUCUUUGUCGUUCUAGUUGUAGGCCUAUAUGCUGCCCUCGACCUCUGGCAGAAACUGGGAGAGCUCGAUAGGCCUUUGCUAAGCGUAGCAGUACAUUUCAUGGCUCGGGUUUUGACGUUGAUAUUGUUACCUGCUGCAAUCUACGUCAGCGUUUUCUUUAUCCAUGAUCAGCUGCUCUUUAAAGCAAAAACUCUUCACGCGGCGGACGAGGGGACUUUCAGCCCAGGCUUCCAGAUGAGGCUGAAGACGAACCUUCUGAACAACUUAACACAACCCAAACAGUUGGCUUACGGCAACGUCAUCACCCUCCGGAACGCCAACUUGGCCGGCAUCUACUUACACAGCCACAACGCUACGUACCCACAAGACAAAGUGGGGAAGAAUAAGCAACAACUUACUGGCUUCGGUGCCAAAGAUGUGAAUAAUUACUUCAAGGUUCUGUUCCCCGAAGAGGACCCUGAUCUGGAAAACAGUUUCUAUGAUGGUUUACCCGAGUAUGUGAUGAACGGCGACUGGGUGCGGCUCUACCACAUGACCACGCGUUCCUUGGUCUCCUGUGAUAGGAACAUGUCUCUCGUGACCAAGAAGCACAAUCUUGCUUAUGCUAAAGCUUACGUGACCAUGUGGCAGCUCUGGUCAGUACACAUCGUCGGGGGCCAGCCAGGCGAGGCCGUGAAGGUGCUCGAUUCACGCGUCAAGUUCAUCUGCAUCCCACUGACCUGUGCUCUCACGUGGAGUCGCGAGAAGCUCCCUUUCAAGUGGGGCUACAACCAACAGGAGAUAACGUGUUCCAAAAACGUUAUGGACGAUCAUACCAAUUGGAUGGUAGAACUUAAUAUGAACCCGUACCUCAAAAACGAAAGCUUUUCCCACCUGGAGAGCGGCUUCUUUUCGAGAAUGAUCGAGACCCACAGAGUCAUGACCUUCAUCAAUGCUCGCCUGAAACCGGAAGGCGAAGACCGUUACAACUCUCACCGGCCGUGGAUGUGGCCCUUCUGCCUCAAGUCUCAAGUAUGGUUUGAUGUUUACUUCCGCAUCGUGCUGCUAGGAAAUCCUAUCAUUUUCUGGAUUAAUUUGGUGUUCCUGAUGGUUGUCCCCGGCCUCAUUAUUGCUCACUACUACCGGCUGAAGCGAGGUCACACUGACAGGCCGCAAGUCAGAGAACAAAAAGAGAGGAUGAUCUUUGCCUGCAAGUGGCUCUUCCUGGCCUACCUGUUCCACUACGUCCCCUUCUACACCAUGGAUCGCAUUCUUUACUACCAUCAUUAUUUCCCUGCCCUCCAGUUCUCUUCCAUGCUAACAGCUGUAGUAUUUGGUUACCUCCUUGAAUCAUUGGACACCUGGCUGCCUGUAAGGAAAGCACGUCUAGCUUUCCACUGGGCCACUGGUGUCUUCUUUGCCAUUGUUCUCUACAGCUUCCACUUGUACUGUUAUGUCGGAUAUGGACACCCAACUGUCAGUGGCUUCAACCCAGACAAUUCCACUUUCAAAAAUAUUAGAGUCUUUGAUUCUUGGGAAAUUUAGGAAAGAUACCGUCCUGUAUCUAAGAAUUGUUGAAUAUUUAGAUCCUGUUGUUAUUGUCUGUUUCAUUUAAAUAUUCAAUAUAGAUUUAUAUUUAGUUAAAAGCAUAAGCCUUGUUACAUAGUGAUGAAAGGGCAUUUAAUAAUUACAUAUACAUGUGGGAGUUUUUUUUUUACUUGUGUUGCCAUAUAAUUGCUAUCUAAGACUAACUUUAAGACUAUAAAAUAAAUGUGAUAUUUUUAUUUUGUUUUAUAUUCCUGACAAAAAAUGGUGAUCAACAAAAUAAUUUCUUAAACAUUGUUUAUAAAGCUUGCUAAUUCACUCACUCAUUCACACAAUCUGCUGUGGGCUUUGCUUCCUAAGAAGUCUGUGCAUUAUGGAGAAGUGCUCCAUAAUGCACAGAAAAAUGUAAUUCAUUCCAUAUGUAAUAGACUGAAUAUAAUAUUUCAAAAUCC
Molecule: messenger RNA, 2802 nt
Organism: Penaeus monodon (black tiger shrimp)
Lineage: Eukaryota; Metazoa; Arthropoda; Malacostraca; Decapoda; Penaeidae
Product: protein O-mannosyl-transferase 2-like
Exons: 19
Coding region: 101-2350 (749 amino acids)
Biological process (GO): protein O-linked glycosylation via mannose
Cellular component (GO): membrane; endoplasmic reticulum
Molecular function (GO): dolichyl-phosphate-mannose-protein mannosyltransferase activity
Source: RefSeq, a predicted model, not a curated record